Molecule: messenger RNA, 894 nt
Organism: Ophidiomyces ophidiicola
Lineage: Eukaryota; Fungi; Ascomycota; Eurotiomycetes; Onygenales; Onygenaceae
Exons: 2
Coding region: 1-894 (297 amino acids)
Source: RefSeq, a predicted model, not a curated record
AUGCCACUCCUCGAUCCGAGUCGCUCUGCUAUCGCCGACGCCCACGACGGCAAUCCUCAUCAGGACGGACAGCAUCACAGAUCUCGAGAUAGCUACAGUAGCAUAGAAACCUUGACUCACUCGCCAAAGCCACUACAGAACGCUAGCAGAUCCUCCUCAAGUGGGUUUUCGACCGCUUCCUCUUCUGGGCAUUCCACCCCUCACGAACGAGCCCCAAUCAUUGCGGGUACGCCGCCGCGGAAUUAUCAUUCGACGGAGAAUGUGAACGACCACCCCUUUGCCUUGGAUGGUCAACGUCAGGAAUCUCCGCAAAGAGUUCAAAUUCAACGUUCUAAAUCCCCGGCCGACUCGAUGGGGAGUCACAUGGCCUUUGGCGAGAGGCUUCCGUGGUAUAAGCGGGUCGUAGAAAAAUAUGGCAGCUUGGAACUGGAUAAUAAAGGCAGCGUUGCAAGAGACCACCUUGCCCUGGAACGGACGUUUCUCGCCUGGCUUCGCACAUCUCUUGCCUUCGCAUCAAUAGGCAUCGCCAUCACCCAACUCUUCCGCCUUAACACAUCCAUCCUACAACAGUCACCUACCUCCUCCAAACACCACCCACCUCCCGUUAUAUCAGACGAGUACAAAUCCAACAUCUACAAGUCCUUCAGUGAUGCAGACGAAGGCCAGCGGCUCCGUAGGAUGGGGAAGCCUCUCGGUGCCACUUUUAUCGGUGUGGCAAUUGUCGUCCUAAUAAUCGGUUUUCACAGAUAUUUCCAAGGCCAGUAUUGGGUGGUGCGUGGGAAGUUUCCCGCAAGUCGAGGAAGUGUGGCGAUCAUUGCGUUCAUUGCGGGUGCUUUGAUGGUUAGUAGUCUUGUGGUGAUUUUGGCUAUUGCGCCCGGGGCGGUUGAAGCUUGA